AACUUAUAGUCCUCCGUAGGUUUGCGAAUGGCAGUAGCACAGUUGGCAACCUUGGUAACGAGUGACAUUUCGUAGCACCGUAGCAGGUGAAGUGUUUCUAAUUUAAUUAAAUUAGUUUUUUCGCAAUUUUCUCAAAAUGGGUCGUAUGCACGCCCCUGGGAAGGGUAUCGCCCAGUCAGCUUUGCCCUAUAGACGUAGCGUUCCCACGUGGUUAAAAGUCACUCCAGAUGAAGUCAAAGACUACAUUUUCAAACUGGGCAAGAAAGGUUUGACCCCUUCACAAAUAGGUGUCACACUCAGGGAUUCUCAUGGAGUGGCUCAAGUUCGGUUCGUAACAGGCAAUAAAAUCCUGCGAAUUAUGAAAGCUAUGGGUCUUGCGCCUGAUUUACCCGAAGAUUUGUAUUAUUUGAUUAAGAAAGCAGUGGCUAUUCGUAAACAUUUGGAACGUAAUCGCAAGGAUAAAGACAGCAAGUUCCGGUUGAUUUUGGUAGAGUCGAGGAUACACAGACUUGCAAGAUACUACAAGACAAAGAAUGUUUUGGCCCCAAACUGGAAGUAUGAGUCAAGUACAGCAUCGGCGUUAGUAGCUUAAUUUUAAGGCGUUUUAAAUGAAUAAAAAAAACUGGCAAAAUG
Messenger RNA from Tribolium castaneum (red flour beetle), 633 nucleotides. RefSeq names its product ribosomal protein S13-like protein. Gene Ontology annotation, molecular function: structural constituent of ribosome; small ribosomal subunit rRNA binding. Gene Ontology annotation, biological process: translation. The record is from RefSeq and is a predicted model, not a curated record. Gene Ontology annotation, cellular component: ribosome; cytosolic small ribosomal subunit; nucleolus. Lineage: Eukaryota; Metazoa; Arthropoda; Insecta; Coleoptera; Tenebrionidae. The transcript is spliced from 3 exons. The coding region runs from base 137 to 592 and encodes 151 amino acids.